CCCGCCCCGCCUCCCGCCUCGCCGAGCGCAGCGCCCCGAGCAUGGAGCCCGCCUGAGCCGCGCCGAGGGCUCCGGCAGCUGCUGCGGCGGCACAACAUGGAGGCGGCCGCCCCGCCGCUCCCGCUGCUGCUGCUGCUGCGGCUCCUGGCCGCCUCGGUGCUGCGGUGCGAGCCGGGCUCGGCCGGCGCAUCUCCCUUUCUGCUUUUUGCCAACCGGCGGGAUGUUCGACUGGUGGAUGCUGGAGGCACGAAGCUGGAGUCCACUGUGGUGGUCAGUGGUUUAGAGGAUGCUGCUGCGGUUGACUUCCAGUAUUCGCAAGGCAUCGUUUUCUGGACAGAUGUGAGUGAAGAAGCCAUCAAGCAAACUUACAUUAACCAAACUGGGAAUGUGGUGCAGAAUGUCAUCAUUUCUGGUCUGGUUUCCCCGGAUGGCCUGGCAUGUGAUUGGAUUGGGAAAAAACUUUACUGGACGGAUUCAGAAACCAAUAGGAUAGAAGUAGCUAAUCUCAAUGGAACAUCUAGAAAAGUCCUCUUCUGGCAAGACCUUGAUCAGCCCAGGGCAAUAGCUUUGGAUCCUGCUCAUGGCUACAUGUAUUGGACUGACUGGGGUGAAACUCCCAGAAUAGAACGGGCAGGAAUGGACAGCAGCACGCGAAAAAUAAUUGUCGAUUCAGAUAUUUAUUGGCCCAAUGGACUCACGAUAGAUCUGGAUGAGCAGAAACUUUACUGGGCUGAUGCAAAACUGAGUUUCAUUCACAGGGCAAAUCUGGAUGGUUCCUUCAGGCAAAAAGUUGUUGAAGGUAGCCUUACCCAUCCCUUUGCACUGACGUUGUCCGGGGACACUUUGUAUUGGACAGACUGGCAAACGCGCUCCAUUCAUGCCUGUAACAAAAGGACAGGAGAGAAAAGGAGAGAAAUACUGUCUGCCCUAUAUUCACCGAUGGACAUCCAGGUCUUAAGUCCAGACCGGCAGCCAUACUUUCACACUCCAUGUGAAGAAAACAACGGUGGUUGCUCCCAUCUGUGUCUGCUGUCUCCAAGAGACCCCUUCUACAGCUGUGCCUGUCCCACUGGUGUGCAGCUAGAAGACGAUGGCAGGACAUGCAAAUCAGGUGCUGAAGAAGUCUUGCUGCUCGCCAGAAGGACUGACUUGAGGAGGAUUUCCCUGGACAUGCCGGAUUUCACUGACAUUAUUCUGCAGAUAGACAAUAUCAGACAUGCAAUUGCCAUAGACUACGAUCCUGUGGAAGGCUACAUCUACUGGACUGACGAUGAUGUCCGGGCAAUUCGUCGGGCGUACCUUGAUGGCUCUGGAGCACAGACUUUGGUAACCACAGAAAUCAACCAUCCAGAUGGUAUUGCUGUGGAUUGGGUGGCAAGGAACCUGUACUGGACUGAUACUGGAACAGACCGCAUUGAAGUGACACGGUUGAAUGGGACCUCGAGAAAGAUUCUUAUCUCAGAAAACCUAGACGAACCUCGAGCAAUAGUGCUCAAUCCUGUAAUGGGCUAUAUGUAUUGGACAGACUGGGGGGAAAGUCCAAAGAUAGAAUGUGCUUAUUUGGACGGCUCAGAAAGACGAGUUCUGGUGAAUACGUCCCUAGGUUGGCCUAAUGGCUUGGCACUGGAUCUUGAGAAAGACAAGCUUUACUGGGGAGAUGCAAAAACAGAUAAAAUUGAGGUCAUCAAUGUUGAUGGAACAAUGAGGAAAACCCUUCUAGAAGAUAAGCUUCCACAUAUAUUCGGGUUCACGCUGCUGGGAGAUUACAUCUACUGGACCGACUGGCAGCGGCGAAGUAUUGAAAGAGUUCACAAGAUAAAGGCUAGCAGAGACAUCAUUAUCGAUCAGCUGCCAGAUUUAAUGGGCCUUAAAGCAACAAGUGUUACCAAAGUGUUUGGAACUAAUUCAUGUGCAGAGAACAACGGAGGCUGCAGCCAUCUGUGUUUCUUUACACCCCAGGAGGCCAGGUGUGCCUGUCCCAUUGGCCUUGAGCUGCUGAGUGACAUGAAGACUUGCAUCAUUCCUGAAGCCUUCUUAGUUUUCACAAGCAGAGCAGCAAUUCAUAGGAUUUCCCUUGAAACCAACAAUAACGAUGUUGCUAUUCCUCUGACUGGAGUCAAAGAAGCAUCUGCCCUGGAUUUUGAUGUCUCUGAUAACCGAAUCUAUUGGACUGAUGUUAGUUUGAAGACCAUAAGCCGAGCUUUCAUGAAUGGGAGCUCUGUUGAACAUGUGAUUGAGUUUGGGCUGGAUUAUCCUGAGGGAAUGGCUGUAGACUGGAUGGGAAAGAACCUCUACUGGGCAGAUACUGGAACGAAUCGCAUUGAAGUGGCCCGUCUGGAUGGGCAGUACAGGCAGGUCCUGGUGUGGAAGGACUUGGACAACCCAAGGUCUCUGGCUCUUGAUCCUACCAAAGGAUACAUGUACUGGACUGAGUGGGGAGGCAAACCGAGGAUUGUGCGAGCCUACAUGGACGGAACAAACAGCAUCACUUUGGUGGACAAAGUGGGUCGUGCCAAUGACCUCACUAUUGAUUAUGCGGACCAAAGGCUAUAUUGGACUGACUUAGACACAAGCAUGAUUGAGUCAUCAAAUAUGCUAGGACAAGAACGCGAAAUCAUAGCAGAUGAUCUACCUCAUCCAUUCGGAUUAACCCAAUACAGCGAUUACAUCUACUGGACAGACUGGAAUCUUCACAGUAUAGAAAGAGCAGACAAGACCAGUGGGAAGAACAGGACACUUAUCCAGGGCCAUCUGGAUUUUGUGAUGGAUAUACUGGUCUUCCAUUCUUCACGUCAGGACGGCUUGAAUGAUUGUGUGCAGAACAAUGGCCAUUGCGGUCACUUGUGCCUUGCCAUACCGAAUGGGUUUAGGUGUGGCUGUGCUGCUCAUUAUACCUUGGAUCCCAACAGCCGGAACUGUAGUUCACCUGCCAGCUUCCUGUUGUUUAGCCAAAAAUCUGCAAUCAGCCGGAUGAUCCCAGAUGAUCAACAAAGCCCAGACAUCAUCCUGCCCAUGCACGGUCUGAGGAAUGUCAAAGCUAUUGAUUAUGAUCCCUUAGAUAAAUUGAUCUACUGGGUGGAUGGACGUCAGAAUAUUAUAAAAAGAGCCAAAGACGAUGGCACACAGCCCUUCACGGUCAUGAGUACUCCAAACCAAAGCCAGAACCCAGAGAAGCAGCCACAUGAUCUCAGCAUCGAUAUAUACAGCCAUACCUUGUACUGGACCUGUGAGGCCACAAAUUCAGUCAACGUCCACAGGCUGAACGGCGAGUCAAUCGGGAUGGUGCUGCGAGGGGAUCACGACAAGCCCAGAGCCAUUGUAGUGAACGCAGAGCGAGGGUACAUGUACUUCACCAACAUGCAGGAGCGAGCUCCCAAGAUUGAGCGUGCGGCCCUGGAUGGCACAGAGAGAGAAGUGCUUUUUACAACUGGCUUGAUCCGACCGGUAGCACUGGUGAUUGACAACAAACUUGGAAAGCUUUUCUGGGUGGAUGCAGAUCUGAAGCGCAUCGAAAGCUGUGACUUGUCAGGUGCUAACCGUGUGACCCUGGAGGACUCCAACAUCCUUCAGCCGAUGGGACUCACUGUGCUGGGGAAUCACUUGUACUGGAUUGAUCGUCAGCAGCAGAUGAUUGAGAGAGUGGAGAAAAUGAACGGGUACAAAAGGACUAGAAUUCAAGGCCGCAUUGCUCACCUGACAGGCAUUCAUGCUGUGGAAGAGCUUGAUAUGGAGGAAUUCUCUGUGCAUCCAUGCUCCCGUGACAAUGGUGGGUGUUCACAUAUCUGCAUUGCCAAAGGGGAUGGGACUCCAAGGUGUUCAUGCCCCGAGCACCUUGUGCUUCUACAGAACCUCUUAACAUGCGGAGAACCUCCAACUUGUUCCCCAGACCAGUUUACUUGUGCAACUGGAGAGAUUGACUGUAUCCCAAUGGCAUGGCGAUGUGACGGAUUUCCAGAGUGUGAUGACCAGAGUGAUGAAGAUAGUUGCCCCAUAUGCUCUGCAUCCCAGUUCCAGUGUGAGAAAGGGCAGUGUAUCGAUGCACACUUGCGAUGUAAUGGAGAAAUUGACUGCCAAGAUAAAUCAGAUGAAGCAGAUUGUGAUACAAUUUGUCUGCCCAAUCAAUUCCGAUGUGCAAGCGGCCAGUGCAUCCUCCUGAAGCAACAGUGUGACUCCUUUCCGGAUUGCAUUGACGGUUCCGAUGAGCUUAUGUGUGAAAAAACAAAGCCAGCCUCAGAUGAGUCACAGCCACACAGUAGUGCCAUCGGUCCUGUCAUUGGUAUAAUACUGUCCCUUUUUGUCAUGGGAGGAAUGUACUUUGUUUGCCAGCGAGUGGUGUGCCAGCGCUAUGCCGGGCCCAAUAGUCCUUUUCCACAUGAGUAUGUCAGUGGCACCCCUCAUGUCCCUCUUAAUUUUAUUGCUCCGGGAAGUUCUCAACACGGCACUUUUACUGGCAUCUCUUGUGGAAAGUCCAUGAUUAGCUCCAUGAGUCUCAUGGGAGGAAGCAGUGGUGCCCCCUUAUAUGACAGAAACCAUGUUACUGGAGCCUCUUCAAGUAGUUCAUCCAGCACUAAAGCCACUUUCUACCCACAGAUUUUGAACCCACCUCCUUCCCCAGCUACCGAUCGCUCCCUGUAUAAUGCGGAGAUGUUUUAUUCCUCAAACAUUCCUUCAACCACGAGAUCUUACAGGCCAUACCUUAUACGAGGGAUAGCUCCACCCACAACCCCAUGCAGCACAGAUGUUUGUGACAGUGACUAUACUACUAGUCGAUGGAAGGCCAACAAAUACUAUAUAGAUUUAAAUUCAGACUCAGACCCUUAUCCCCCUCCACCCACGCCUCGCAGUCAGUACAUGUCGGCAGAAGAAAGUUGCCCUCCGUCUCCUGCCACGGAACGAAGCUAUUUUCACCUCUAUCCCCCUCCACCCUCUCCUUGUACAGAUUCCUCGUGACCUCAACAGAAGGAACUUUUCCUGUAAAUAUUUUAAAAUAUGAACAGAUUUAAAAUAUAUAUUUUAUGAUUUAAAAAUAAAUCGGGGUGGGAAUUCAAAAAAGAAAUGUGAAUAAAAAUGGGUGGGAGGGACGGGGCUGUGAAAAAUUGUACAGAGGAAGAAUAUUUAUAAAAUUGAUUUUUUUAACUUAAUUUCCAUUCUUUUGUGCCAUAUUUGCCUUUUUGAAGUCAUGAAAAUGACUCGGUCUCCAAAGGAUUUGGGGAGGGAAUGUUGAGCCUUUUUGCAUUUUUAAGUCACCUUUUUACAUGCAAAGUGUAUGUAAUUCUUUCUGUUAAUGUGAGACGAGAAAGCGAAGUGGCUUGUGGGAGAAGUCUAAAGAAAGAUGUAAGUUUAUUUGCAGACAAGAAAAGCGUGUUUAAAUACCACUGUCAGUAUCUCAUCCCUUCACCACCACUGGGAGAAAAUGUGCAAAGAUCGCAACCCGUAGAUGUUCCUGUUGGCACGUAAGCUGAAUGCUUCCCGGCAGAACUUGUGUGCUGAGACCUGGAUUUCAAACCUCCCUCUCCAUUUGCUUAGCGUUGAACUGGAACAACACUUCUUUUGUCCAAAUCUUCCAGCUUAGCUAGGCCCACAGGCACCAUGCUCCGCUUCAUGUCAGUGCCGCUCUGCCCAUGGCCAGUUCUGGAACCGAUUCAAGAAAUAACCAGCCCUGAAGAACUUGGUUUAGCUCCAGUCAGUUCCCCACUUGACUGGGUGAAUGGUAGCAGAAGCAGUUGUAUUGACCUGUGGUCAGACUCACCAUUUUAAUUGCGAUGAAACCAAGCUUCUUCGUCCUUCCUUGUGAGGCUUUGAUGACUGGGAAGAUGCUGUCAGCUCCUUCUCAAAAUGCAGUGCUAGUUCUCUUUUCCCCAAGUCCAGUAAUUCACUGUGCCAGGUCUCUGAGAUCUUCACCUGUGUUGAUUUGAUCAGAGAAUUGCUUCAUCUCUAAUGUUUGUUUUCCAAAGUGGAAUGAUAUUGGAAUCACUUGUAUACCUUUAAAUGAGGAAAGUUCUUUGGUUUUUAAUCAGUGUUUGUAGAAAAUGGUGUCUGCAUAGCUCAAAACAAAAACAUCUGCCAUUCAAACAGUUUAGUCAUAUCUCAUAAAAAUUCAAACAAAAUUAGUUCAGGUUUAGAAAUAGACAGAAAAUCACGGGGGAGGAAGGAAAGGAGACAAAUACUUCUUUCUAAUUGUGUUGCAAUGAAAAAGAUAAACUCUCAUGCAAACUGCUGUAACCUAGGGACAUCAUGAUCAGCAAAGUAUUUAUGUUCCAACUCCUACCCAAAAAAAACGCUUUGGGGUGGGGGGCUAGGAUCAGUCCCUUUCAAAAUACAGAAGGUAAAUUUGUGCUUUGAUGGCUCUCUUGCUGUAACAAAAGGGAUUGUGUAUUGUAUGGCACUUUAUAAAUUCAGCUCUGGUGAUGAUGAUGUGAGUGCCUGCUUGGGACAUCUGAGGGAGGUUCUGCAUAUGCAGAGUGACUCACACCUGUUUUCUGUAUUCUGCAGCUGCUGAAUAAUAGAUGUGCUGAGCCUUUGAUAGCCUUAAUAUUGGUGGUAACAAUGAAAACUUUUUUCUUGUUUGAACUUAAAUUGUACUUGAUUUGGGGUCUUUUUAACAAGUUCUUUGAGAGCACAUCAGAGGAACCCUACAACUCUGGGUUAGAGGUUUUUGUUGUGGUGGUGGAGGGGUUAGGACCACAGUGUUCUGAUCCAGUUUGUGUUUUCAGAUUUAUUAGUCCAGAUCUGUUCUUUCUAUCUAUAUUGGUCAAGGAUAGGAUUUGUAUUGUCGCAGGUGUGUUACUAAAACUCUUAAAGUAGCUUUUAUUACUGUCAUGUCUAAAUUUUCACUUGACAGAUUGAGCACAAAGAAGAUGCCCACUGGUUUUCUUGGAGAAAGAUUAUAGAAUUGGAGAGUACAGCACUGGAGUUUAAGAGUAGGUUCUUUCCCAAUGCCCUAUCAACAUUAGUAGUUCUGUAGUAUGCUAAGAGGGACAAGGUUAUAUUUACUCUUGGAGUGUCUUGGCAGAUCUCUGAACAAGUGUUAAUGGUUUGGUGAAACAAAGCAAUUGUCAGGUGAUCAUGUUUCAGUGAACUAAAUCAGGAAUAUAGAUCCACAGGAUAUUUUAUGUACCACGUCAAUCAUAUAAAGGAGUACUUGUUCUGCAUUACAGCAGUUGGUAGUCCAGUUUCAUAUCAUAUGUCAUUUUGUGCCUGAUAACUAUUCACCAUUUAUAAUGAAUUCAUUAGUUUAGUUGUUUCAUGUUACAGUUCUAGCUUAGAGACAUACUACAUUAAUUUUCCUGUAUAACUGUAAUGCAAAAUUACAUUGAUUAUUUUUUUUCCCAUUAAACCACUGUUCUUUUUUAAGAGCCACAACUAUAACAACCCUAACCACUUCAUCUGAAAACUUGUAUCCUAUUACAAAGUUUGGGGUUGAGUCCAAGAAAAUUAGCAUUCUUGCUGAGAGCUAAACUGUCUUAAGAGUCAAAUUCUUUUGGAGCUUAGGUAUUCAGAAGGAAGGAACCACUUGCUGAAUGGGGUGGAUUAAACAGAGCCUCAUACUGCAGAUGUUUGGUGAGAAAUUGCCUCUUCUGAGGCACUUAAAGUUUGGUGGUCAGAAUCUAAGCCCCACAUUGCUCCACAAUACCGACUUUAAAACUAAAAAGAAUUUCUAUACAAAUUUAGCAUCUUAAGAUUUAAAUACUAAAUAUCAUUUUUGUUUGCUGUAGACUAUAUACUUUAAAGCAUUACUGCACUCCUGGUGCUAGAGAAGACCAGAAAGAAAAUUUGACUGACAGGAGCUACUUGUCUCCAGAAAUAUCCUCAGUGUGCUCUUAGUGGUUUCCAUCCUGUAAACUUUCAGGCUAAAACAUAAAAAACAGUUGCUAUUUUUGUCUAGAUCAGGAUGGGAGAAAGAGUUGCAGGGGUUUAGUGAAUGCAUAUGACAAGUUGUGGCAGUUUGGGGCUGAAUGGAAAAUAAGUGGAGGUUUUGGUGAGGUUUAGGCAUAGUUUCAAUAGUGCAGAAGUUUUCUAUGAGAAAGCUGACUGAAAUAUUAGAAGAGUUCUCCCCUGAGAAGCUGCAGGGGGAUGCAUGUGAUUGGACUACCUGUGUGAGCUUGUGAGUACUUGAAUCGGUGUUUUCAAUCAUGUUUUCCAAGCCCAUUAUGACUGCAUAUUAGCACUUGAAAGAGCUCAGGGUGUAAUAUAGAACUGUGUCUGAAGAGCAGCUAGUAAUAGGCAAAUGAUAUGGUUGAUUUUGUGUUACAUUUAAAGGACAGAUGUCCUAGCAGAGAGCAGCUUACCGGCUUCCAGCACAGUCAUGAAAGCAGCUACUCGGGUCAUCUUCUCAUCUGUAGAAUUUGUCCUCUCUGCAGGACAGAUGUAGCAGCGGUGUGAAGCUGUAAGGUAAAUGGACAAGUUGUGAUCUUUGACAGCAGUAUUCUUUAAUUUCAAGUAAAUGUUUUGUGUAAAUUAUAGCUUGACUUUACUUCAGCUAGACUGGUCAACAGCCAGUGCACCCUGAAAUUUGCAAUGGAAGUAGUUAAUUUGUUUGAUGUUGCUGGAUGAUUUUGAGGAAACUUUGUUAGCACUAUCCCAACGGUCUUACUGGUUCCGUUUUCUUCUGUCUGGACAGAUCACUAAAGAGCACUUGGGCUACAAUUAAGCUAAAUCUGUAUGUAUGACAAAAAAUGUUUCCUUUAGGAUAGUGUCAUAGUACAAAAUGCCUCAUGUCUAAAAAUGAGACUGUGCCAUUAUUGGCGUGUUCUAAAGAGAAAGGUAGAAAUGAGAGGAAACAAGUUUCUAUUGGAAUGAUGGGUUUGAUUUUCUGUAAUAAACCUUCAUCUCUCUAGUUUGAAAAGGGCGCAAGCACUUCCCUAAAAGUUCUGAUUCUUUUCAAAGUAACAACAAAACAGUUUCUUCCCUCAACACCUGUUCUGCACACCUAGAAUGGGCCUUCUGGAAAUCUCCGGGCCUAUUUAUCCUAGAUCUAUUUUCCAUCUGAUAUCUAGAAGAUAAGAUGCUAGAUGUAGGACUCGUCACGUUCUCCCUAUUUUUAUGCCAACUGGUGCCUCUUGGAUUCUGGGGCUUUUGAAAUAUUGAAGCUCUGUGCACAGCAGUGAAAAAGGAUUUGGAAGCAGGAGCAUUCAGUAAGGGCUGGUCACACCAGGCUGAUGUGCCAGCAACAAGGACGUUCCUCCAUUGCCUGCAGGGUCAGAUCCCUUUGCUAGGAAGAGCUCCUCUGCUACCCUUCAUCAGAGCCUCUGGAGCAUGUUGUACUACUUUAUGAGUAUGGUCAGUCACACUUCACAGAAGUUGUGUGUCCUUGUUUGCUUCGUUUUCGGAAGCAGAUCUUUUCUGAUGUCAGACAUUUUGUUGGGGUAAUACGUUGAGCUGGUCCAAAUGAGUAGCUGUGCCUAUAAUUGUACUACAAGUGAUAGCCAUUAAUGUCAGGAAAUGAAAACAGAAGGCAAGCAUGUUCCCAGUAAUUAAUAACACACGAGAGUGCCUGGCAUGGAGCCCUGAAUUAGAAGUAACACUUUUGCUGUUACGGUGCUGAAGGACAUUUUAUAAAUGUCCAUGUUUGGACAGAGCCUUAGACAAGCCACAGUCAAAGAUGACAGUUGUUUACAGAUCAGUUAUUCAGUUGUUUCUAUGUUUUUAUUAUGCCUUCAUUAUGAAUUAUGAGUCCAGUCCUCACGAUAAAUUGGGUUGUCUCUAGAAGAUUCAGGGAAGGCCAAAUCCUAAGUUCUGAGAGGUAUCCUGGUUUUGCUGCUGUUCCCUUAGGUAUUGCAGCACUUUAUGUUCAUCAUUAAAUGUAGAAAAACCCCUUUCUACAGCUAUUGUAAGUUUAGCUAAACAGCAUAAGGUAUUUACCACACGUUAAAAGAAAUAUUAAUAUACAUAGAUAAUUUCAAUCCUGUCAAGUCUUCUAGCUCUCUUUCCUGAGAACACUUACUCUAGUUUUUGUAAAGGGUAUUUUUCUUUAAUUUGCUUGAGGUUGCCAACUACACUGUGGGCCUUUCCACAUAAGAUUGUACUCCCUGGAGGGAAAAAAGGAAAAAUUGGUUUUAGAUCAAUGUUAAGCAUGCUGAUAGGAAUGAUGGAAACCAGUCUGAUACAAAUGGCUUCUGCAUUCCACAACAAAAUACUUCAAAGUGCCAUGUCCUGACAUACUGACAGUGCUCCCGGCCUCCCAUGACAGCAAGCUGCCACGUCCUGGCUGUUCCCAGCGUGAACCACGGCCCUUGUCGCAGCCCACCUCUGGAGUCAGGGGCUGGGUUCUCUCCAGCCAACACAGAACCCUGGUGGAUGGAAGACCACAAUGGCAAUUCCUAAAUGAGUCAUUUUAUAUUGAUAAAAUACGUGCAUACAGUGUGCUUAGAAGGACUUUUCAGAGGGGAAAAGCAAGUUUGGCAGCUACAGUAAGUGACAGACGAAUUCACUGGCGUUCACAUUUUGAAAAGCAAGUACUCCUGUUGAUGCACCUUUCUCUAAAUACGAAUGUCGCUAUUCCUGUGGCAGCAUUCCCAGGGUCGCUCUUUUUGACAGAGGGAGCAAUAUUCCAGUUUGAUUUGUACAGAGAUCCUGCACUAAGUAAGUAAGUACAGAAGUAUUUUGGUUGCAACUACAAAUACAAUAUUUGUAAAUGGAAUUCAUCAGCCUGUGGAGAUAAAACAAAAGCUGCUGAAAAUGGGAGGACUGCUUUGCUGUUUUAUGCGAAAUUCGGAGGGCGUCACACACAAAACCCUUAACCCAGACUGCUUUCUUACUUACCUAAUUGUAUCGCAAUUGCUGCUAUUGUAAAUGUACGUGAGUAUACAAAGAGUACCAAGAAUUUUUAUGAUAAAACCCCCACACAAUCUUUUUUAUAUUAAAAUGUGUAUUCUGCAAACAGCCUAAUAAUUACAGCUUUAUAUUUUGUAUCAUUUUGUAGCAUUUAUUACUACAAAAGACAACCAAACCCAAUACUUCAGUGCCUUGUGUAUUUUAAACACUUCGGCAUAUUAACUGGGGAAAAAGAAAAGCCUUAAUUCACAAGUGCCCUCAAGAAUCAUAUGUAGGUUUUACUCCACUGGUUUUAACAAAGCUUUGUAUCAUUUUUAGGGUUCUCUUCAGUUAAAAUACAUCAUCCACAAGUUUUGGAACUAACUGAAGGCAGACAACUUCUGAAUUUUUUUAAAGCAUGCAUCUCUUGAAUUCAUAAUAUAUUGCAAUUUCUCUCAAAUGCAUUAUUUCAAGUGAAGUUUGAUUUAUAUAUUCUUACCUAUUUCAACAGAAACCUGUCAAAAAUACCUAAUAUUAGAAAAAAAAAUAAUGCCAGUAACCAAUGCUUAUGUAUUUGGGGAUUAAAUUGAUGCUAUUAUCAGAUUGUCACUACAGUACUUCUCAUUAAAGCCAUUAAAUCUUUCUUGUGUUACAGAAAGUCUUUACCAAUUAUUUUUCCAAGCAUGGCCUUCUAGCAUACAAACAAACUUGGUAAUACUGACCUAAGAAAAACUUCUUUGAGGCUUUCAUCACUUCAGGCCUUUAUAUGUUAACAGUUUUCUGGACAUGAAACUGCAAUGUUUCUUUAUGUUAACAAAACCAAAGUCUUGUUUGAAGUAACUGGUAUUUUGUAUAAAUAUCUGUACAGAUAACAGACUCUGCAUUGGUACUAUAGAUUAUGUGGAUUUUGUUUUAUAAUAAAUACUUUUAAAAGAUU
Falco peregrinus (peregrine falcon) is the source of this 11689-nucleotide messenger RNA. It is a transcript of the gene LRP5, whose product is annotated as LDL receptor related protein 5. NCBI's taxonomy places the organism in Eukaryota, Metazoa, Chordata, Aves, Falconiformes, Falconidae. Gene Ontology annotation, biological process: canonical Wnt signaling pathway. The record is from RefSeq and is a predicted model, not a curated record. The transcript is spliced from 23 exons. Gene Ontology annotation, molecular function: Wnt-protein binding; Wnt receptor activity. Bases 97 to 4950 code for a protein of 1617 amino acids.